Sphaeroforma arctica JP610 is the source of this 712-nucleotide messenger RNA. RefSeq names its product 40S ribosomal protein S23. The coding region runs from base 85 to 516 and encodes 143 amino acids. Lineage: Eukaryota; Ichthyosporea; Ichthyophonida. Gene Ontology annotation, molecular function: structural constituent of ribosome. The transcript has 4 exons. The record is from RefSeq and is a predicted model, not a curated record. Gene Ontology annotation, biological process: translation. Gene Ontology annotation, cellular component: cytosolic small ribosomal subunit; ribosome.
CGAGAUCAAUUUUGAGGACAUAUAAACUUCGAGAAAUAUACCGCAUCGUUCUUUUCCCCUUAGUGCAACUAGACAUCCAAAAAUAUGGGUAAGCCUCGUGGAAUUCAAUGUGGUCGCAAGAUGCGAUCGCAUCGCCGUGUACAGAAAUGGGCUGACAAGCGCUACAAGAAGCAAAACCUUCUUACUGCGAUGAAGGCCGAUCCUUUCGGUGGAGCUUCCCACGCUUCUGGAAUUGUUGUCGAGAAGAUUGGUGUUGAGGCCAAACAGCCCAAUUCCGCCAUUCGUAAGUGUGUGCGUGUGCAGCUUAUUAAGAACGGUAAGCGUAUCACCGCUUUCGUACCCAACGAUGGUUGCCUAAAUUUCGUCGAUGAGAACGAUGAGGUUCUUGUAGCCGGUUUCGGUCGAUCCGGCCACGCCGUAGGAGAUAUCCCCGGUGUGCGUUUCAAGGUCGUUAAGGUGGCCGGUGUCUCUCUUCUUGCCCUAUACAAGGAGAAGAAGGAGAAGCCCCGUUCAUAAGUGUACUGCUGUACCAUAUUAACGAGUGGUUCUGAUUUGCAACGAUACAUAAAUAAAUUGCUAAGUUCCAUGGUCAACCUAUUUUAACGAUUUCAGGUACCGUCUACUAAUUGUUUUUGAUAUUUAUUUGCGUAGCUUCGUGAAUGCUCCCUCCUAAAUAUGUUGGUGUAUAUAUGAAUUAGUUGUGCAUCAUCAC